Molecule: messenger RNA, 887 nt
Organism: Lucilia sericata (common green bottle fly)
Lineage: Eukaryota; Metazoa; Arthropoda; Insecta; Diptera; Calliphoridae
Product: collagenase-like
Exons: 2
Coding region: 46-849 (267 amino acids)
Biological process (GO): proteolysis
Molecular function (GO): serine-type endopeptidase activity
Source: RefSeq, a predicted model, not a curated record
CUUAAAACCAAACAGAAGGAAAUAUUCUAUUAUUAAAUCUUUAACAUGAAAUUGUUUUUAUCUAGACUGAGUAUUUUAUUGAUCUUAUUACUUAAUGUUAAAACCACUGCAGCUGCAAAUAACCAGAGCGCAUCUAUUAUUGCUGGUGUUCGAGCCAUACCAGGGGAAUAUCCCUGGCAUGUGCUUUUAAAAAGACGUCCACAAAGUUCAUUAUUGUGUGGGGGUUCUGUUAUAAGCAAUACAUGGGUUUUAACAGCUGCUCAUUGUAUUAUAAACAGGACAUCCGUUUAUAUGCAAUUUGGAACUGUAGAGCUGUUCUCUAAUGCCCCUGGUAUGAAUUCUACGCGAUUGUUUACACAUCCAUUAUACAAUAAAAAUACUAAUGGAGAUGAUGUAGGACUUAUUGAGCUACCUACACCAUUGACCUAUAAUGCCUUUAUUCAACCUAUUCCAUUAGUAACUUCAAUGGAAGCUGAAAGCAAUGAUUUUAUUGGCGUCAUAGCAUUUAUAAGCGGUUUUGGUUAUUAUAUCAAUAAAGUAAGUAGAGUGUCAGAAUGGUUAUUAUGGGGUGCUGAAGAAGUAGUUAGUAAUACUGUCUGUCGUACGGUAUAUGGACCAACGCCAGCAUCACAUCUAUGUACGAUUGGUUAUACACCUGACAGGCAACAUCCAUGUAAAGGUGACUCAGGUGGUGCUUUAGUUUGGAGAAAUCCAAACCGUACGCAUAAGCAAAUUGCUGUAUUUUCUUAUGGAUCAAUAGCAGAUUGUGCGGGCUUACCUUCGGGUUAUAUGAGAGUUUCUUCGUAUUUGGAUUAUAUUAAUAAUAUAACGGGUUUAAAUUUUGAAUAAUGAAUAAAUUUAAUGUACAAAAUGGCGCUAUAUGUACA